GCCGAUACCCUCGGAAUCGCCAUUGCCGGCCUUCAUGUCUCACCCAAAACCCCUGUUUCCCUCUUCCGGCUAGUCCCCGUGUUCUCAUCAUUUGGCUGACAAGACGAGGCUCGGUCGAAAGAAGAACUAGACCAUCGUUCGGUAGCCAAGAAGACAUGCAAGAAAAAGAGAGUAGGAAUUGACCCCACGGAAGAAUGACCCAUUCAGGAUGAAGGCAUGGUACAUUAUAAAUAUUUACAGUAAGCAGAGAGUGUUACUAGUAUUCUCUUUUGGGUCUGCAAAUAACGAGAAAGCAGCUGUAAUUGAUGAUGGGAUAUUCUAUGGAGCAAAUGUUGAUAAGAUAUUUAAUAAAGAGCAAUGGGAUGAAAAGAUAUCAGAAGCAAAGAAGGAUGGCAAGAUGGUCAUAGUGAAUUUCAGCUCUGCUUGGUGUGAUCCAUGUCGAGUGAUUGCACCUUUUUUUGCCGAACUAUCUGCAAAAUACCCUUCAUUUAUUUUCUUGGCAAUUGAUGUCGAUCAACUCUCAGAUUUUUCGGCAUCAUGGGAUAUCCAAGCAACUCCAACAUUCUUUUUCCUCAAGGAUGGGCAGACGUUGGACAAGCUCGUCGGUUCAGAAAAUAUGGAGCUCGAGAAGAAAUUAAUUGAGUUUGUUAAUGGAUCCAUUAACCGCGAGAGAUCACUCGAGUCAGACCUACAUUAGCGUAUCAAGUGUUGUGCCAUUUGCCCUGACCACAAAACAUAAUUGACAUCAUAAUGUUGUUUGCAUUCUAGCAGAGACCAAACAAAUAGGAUACAUCAGUACUGGUCGAUGAUACAAUAACCUGAGAUUUUAUCUUGUAACGGUUGUUAGAUGUCUUCGUCAACCACUUGUUGGGCUCCCUUGAGAUCUAUCAAGCAAUUGUAUCAACUUUCUGAGUGUUGUAAUGCACCAAAAAAUGAAUGUAAAAAACAAAUGGCUAUGGAAGAUGCUGCAAUAAAGACAUGAUGUGCACUGUGAGGUGAAAGAUCAGUGUUGUUUGUGGUGA
Messenger RNA from Musa acuminata AAA Group (dessert banana), 1022 nucleotides. Its product is annotated as thioredoxin H4-1-like. The transcript is spliced from 5 exons. Bases 209 to 697 code for a protein of 162 amino acids. Lineage: Eukaryota; Viridiplantae; Streptophyta; Magnoliopsida; Zingiberales; Musaceae. The record is from RefSeq and is a predicted model, not a curated record.